Molecule: messenger RNA, 1749 nt
Organism: Chenopodium quinoa (quinoa)
Lineage: Eukaryota; Viridiplantae; Streptophyta; Magnoliopsida; Caryophyllales; Amaranthaceae
Exons: 3
Coding region: 1-1749 (582 amino acids)
Source: RefSeq, a predicted model, not a curated record
AUGGAGAGCCAAUUAGCUCAAAUUGCACAACAAGUUGGAAGUUCAUCCUCCAAUCCUAGUGGUCACUUUCCAAGCUCAACGGUAGUGAACUCAAAGGAGCAAGCUAAGGCUAUUACUUUGAGAUCAGGAAGAGUUGAAGUUGAAAGAAAAGAGCAACAAAAGAGUGAUGAGGGAGCCACAAAGAAAUAUGAGGGAGAUGAAGAAAGAAUAGAAAAGCCCCCUAUGAGAGUAUAUAAGCCCCCCAUUCUGUUUUCUCAUAGAAUUGUAGAGAAAAAGUUGAAUGAGAAGUUUUCAAAAUUUCUUGAAGUCCUGAGAGGACUUCAAGUGAACAUCCCUUUUCUUCAUGCUAUGUCACAAAUGCCUACCUAUGCAAAAUUUUUGAAGGAUCUUCUAUCCAAAAAGAGUAGGCUUGAAGAGAGUGCAACCAUCUCCCUUCCUAAGGAGGUGAGUGCAAUCAUUCAAAACAAGCUUCCCCAAAAGCUUGGUGACCCCCGUAGCUCUGCGAUACCGGUGAAGAUUGGAGAUUUGGAAGCUAUGGAUGCUUUAUGUGAUCUUGGGGCAAGUGUGAUCUUGAUGCCCUACUCUAUUACAAAGAGCUUGAAGGUUGGUGACUUGAAACCAACAAGAAUGUCCUUACAAUUAGCCGACCGCACAGUUAGGCUACCAUUGGGGAUUCUUGAAAAUGUGCCGAUUCAAGUUGGAAGAGUAUUUGUGCCAUGUGAUUUUGUGGUAAUGGAAAUGGAAGAAGAUACAAGAGUACCCCUCAUUUUGGGGAGACCAUUUUUGAACACCGCAGGAGUGGUGAUUGAUAUGAAGGAAGGAAGAUUGACUUUGAAUGUGGGAGAUGAGAAAAUUUCAUUUUCAUUCUCACAAACUUUGAAGAAGCCAUUGAUUGAUGAAUUUCAUAAAAUUGACACAUUGGAGAGGGACUUAGAAGAGUUCCGAGAAAGAUUGUAUGAAAGAGAUCCCUUACAAGGUACCCUAAUGGGAAGCUUAGUUGAGGAGGGUGAAGAAACAAAGGGGUAUGAUCUCUUACUCAACCAACCUUUGGCCCACGAGGUGAUGAAAUUUGAAGUACUUAACGUGGAGGCAAAAGAGGAGAGGACUACGCCUCCUCCUAAGGUUGAACUUAAACCCCUUCCCCCUCUACUUAAAUAUGCUUUUCUUGAUGAUAGUGAGAGUUAUCCCGUUAUUGUCAAUGCUAAGCUCGAUGACACCUCUCUUGAGAAACUCCUAGUUGUUUUAAGGGAGUAUAGAGAUGUCAUUGGGUACAAAAUUGAUGACAUUAAGGGGAUAAGUCCCACCAUAUGCAUGCAUAAAAUUCUACUUAAUGAUGAUCAUGCUUCCUCGAUUGAGCACCAAAGAAGGCUCAAUCCCAAUAUGAAGGAAGUGGUGAAAAAAGAAGUUUUAAAACUUCUUGAGGCGGGCAUAAUCUACCUUAUCUCCGAUAGAAAGUGGGUUAGCCCGGUUCAAGUUGUGACUAAAAAGGGAGGCAUGACCAUCAUCAAAAAUGAUAAUGGUGAGACCAUUUCUACGAGGUUGAAGGAGGCCUUGAUUUUGGCUACUAUCAUUCAACCCCCUAAUUGGGAGCUUCCUUUCGACCUUAUGUGUGAUGCUUUGGAUUUUUCCGUUGGGUCCGUUCAUGGACAAAGGAAGGACAAGAAGCUCCAUGCUAUCUAUUAUACUAGCAAAACAUUGGAUGAGGCACAAAGAAAUUACACAACCACGGAAAAGGAUUCAUGCAAUUGA